AUGUCCUCCCGAUUCCCCCCAUCGUCUGGGUUCAAUUCCCGUGACCGUUCUCCGCAGCGAUUUGGAGACCGUCGCCCCCCGGUCGGUCCUCGCGGUCCUGACGACGGACCUGCACCAUUUGGUAGAGAUCCACCGCGUGGUCCUCGGGCCCUUGUUGAUUCCCCUCGGGGUGGCCAUUUUGGUGGUCGUGGCAGGGGUUAUGGCCGUGGUGACUUUCGUGACCGUGACCGAGACCCACGAGACCGCGACCGAGAUCGCGAAUUUCGAGAUAACCGUGAUGGCCCGCCGUUUCGCCGAGAUAUGGACCGCGACUGGGUUCGCCGUGACCGCGAUUUCGAUCCCCGAGACAAUCGGAUUGGCUUUGGCCGAGGCCGCUCAAGAUCACCGACGCGCGACUUUCGAGAUAUAAGGGAGCCCCCUGGCCGCGAUUUUGAUCUGGCUCGGAUGCGACGCAACUCGAGGGACAGUAUCAUAUCCGCGUCUUCGGGAGGGCCAGAAGGUCCCCCUCCUAAUGGUGGCCAUAUACACCGAGGAGGCAUGCGAGGGCGUGGUCGCGGAGAUUGGGAAGGAGGCCGCGGUCGUGGUCGUCCACCAUUCCUCGAUGAUCGUGAUCUUUUCCGUCGCCGUAGUCGAUCUCGCGAACCGUGGCGUGGACGUGAUCGGAUGAUGGAUCGCGAUAGAGAUCGAGACAUGGACCGGGAUCGUGUAUUAGAUCGCGAUCGGAUGAUGGACCGAGAUCGUGACCGAGACCUUCCACGUCCAAGAGAUCGAGAUCGAGAAUUAGAUCGCGACUUAGACCGUCGAGAUCGCUUUGACCGUCGAGAAGAUUGGGACAACCGACGACCUGAUCGCGAGGACCGUGAUCGCCCCGUGGACUUUUGGAAACGAGACCGCCCCCCAAGUCGUGCAGAUAGCCGCGCAGCCAGCGGCUCAACCACUUCCUCACAUCCUCCUACAGCAUCCGGCCCUGGACCUGGACCAGCCCUAGCAGAUCGCUUGUUUGAACAUUCCCAAGUGGAUCAUGGUCGGAAAUCUUCAACCAUUCCUAGCACUGCGGCUCUGGAACCUACGCGAGAUUUUGAGCGAAACGACCCUGUCGCUGUUCGAGCUAGUGCCGUUCGCCCGGAUGCUGUUCGCCCUGAUGCUGUUCGCCCAGAUGCUGUUCGCUCUGAUGCUGUUCGCUCUGAUGCUGUUCGCUCUGAUGCUGUUCGCUCUGAUGCUGUUCGCUCUGAUGUUGUUCCCCCAGAUGCUGUUCGCCCAGAUGCUCCCCAAGUGGAUGCUCCUGGGCUGGAUGCGAAUUUCCCCGAUCGUGUUCCACCGGACCCUCAACCGGAUGCUAUUGGGAUGGAUGCUGCGAAGAACCCUGGACCUAUGAUUCGGAACUCACCGCCUCAAGCUGCCCCCCAGGUGCCCGCCUUUGGCUCGGUGACUGCCCCCAUCGCGGAUGCUUCCUCAAAUAAAGAUUCCUCAGACCAACGCACGACGCCCAUUUCUACUUUCCCCACAGAGAGAGACCGCUAUGAAAUCCUCCAACGACAAACACCCCAACCUCCUACAGGACCCAAGGCAGAAAGGACUGAGAUUACACAGCCUCUUGAGCCUCGCAGCCGCCUCGAAGGAUCCCGGGAGGCGGGCAAGCAGCAAGUUGCGCCUCCUCGGCUCUCUAAACCGUCUAUCAAUUUCUCUGAUGUAUCACCACCCACCGCUCCAGCUGCCAUGACUCGACCAGAUUCGGGGGUUGGACCCAACGAAGGGUUUGGGGUCGGCAGGUCGAACUCACUUACCUCUUCCCCUACUUUUUCACGAAUUCCACCGCCUGCCCCACGCGCAUUAUCCCGUGAGCCCUCGAUGUCGCCUCGAAUGCAAUCGUCUGGCAUUCCAACCGGCCCUCGAGCAUUCCAAUGGAAAGCUCCCUCCCCUCGUGGCCGUAAAGGCAGCAAGCAAUGGGUGCGACCUGGCUACGGCCGAACACCUUCUAUUCCUAAUGCGCUACCAAAACAAGAGCCUAUCGAUGACAGCGAAGGUGUUUCCCCUGCCAAUGAAGCCACGCGGUCUCUAUUACCACACGAAGUAGACGAGCCUGAGAGUGGCGAGAUUCUGCCCAAUGAACCUCUAAGGGAACCCUCGCCUAUUUUCCCAUCAUUGAACCCUCCACUCCGCCGUAGUUUAUCGGCUGUCGACAUUCAAACAAGCGAUGUUAAUGAACCCUCUGAGCAGACCAGCACUGGUAAAACCGCCUUGAUACCAGACUUUCAAGGUUCAAGUGACGAGGAAGAUGGGGAGAACAUUGUUUUCACUCAGGAGUAUUUGGAUGAAAGAAAGCAGAUAUUUGAAAAGGAUAUGGAGUCACUCCGAGCAGAAUUGCCUCCAUUGCCUUUGGAAGAUUCAGCCAUCGUCGCUCUUUUGCUUAAAGUCCAGCUACUUGGCAUGGUAGCCAACGAACAGACAGUUGGACGUUCCCCUGAACCACUUGCCGAACAAGUUUUAGAACGACCAGUGGAUCCUUUGCCUUCGGUGGAGGAUGAAGAGUCAGCCAAUCAUCCAAGCACUGAACGAGUGGUCUCUUUUGCCUCCACACUACCCGAGCGUGAACCAGAGCCAAUCGCAGAAACUGUCAUCCCCCCCGUGGUACCUGCUGAUGAGGUUACUGUCGAAAGUCUUCCAUUCUUGCACUUAGGUCCUCCAACACCGAUUUCAGACAUGGAUGUAUACCAUGAGAACAUUGCAACCCAAAAGAGCCUCAGAGACACGUUCAGGACAGAACUUUCAAAGGUGCAAGCGGAGGUUUUCAGGAAAAAUGCACUCCUUAGGGAUGAGUACGUAUCUCACUACAAGCUCUGGCGAAUGGCCAUUUGGGAGCUCGAUCGUAUGAAGGACAAAAAGUCCGUGACCCCUGGUCCAGCUUCUCCUCCAGUGUCUACGGUUCCAACUACCCCGGCACCCAUACCGGAAGGCCGUGAAGGCCGUCGGUACAAAGGGAAUAGCGAGCUUGAUUUUCUCAAUGCUUUGAAGGCCUCAGAAAUUUCUGCCCAAGAAGAGCUUGAACGUCGACGAAUCAAGAUGGCUACUGCUCGACCUGAUUUGGGCCGUGAAGCGAUCAUUCCCAAUAUGCUCGAACCGCGGGAGGCAAAGGCUCGCAUCUACAAAGAUGUGAACAACACCAUUGAGUGUAGUAGGGCUCUGGAUGUUUUUGGCUUUGUGCCGCCCCCUAAUGACUUCACCCCGGAGGAGCAUAUAACAUUUACGGACGCCUUCAUGGCCCAUCCAAAACGGUGGGGUAAGAUUGCCGAAUCCUUGCCCGGUCGAAAUUUCCAGCACUGUAUAGUACACUAUUAUCUCACCAAGGAGGAGAUCAAGUACAAAGCCAAGCUCAACAAACGCUGGAGUAAGCGGGGCAAGGGGACUCGAAAGGGUCCACGGCCGAAGUCCAACGCCCUCAUCGCAGACUUGGGUGUGGUGAAACCUGACUUUGUUGGCGAGGAUGAGCCACCAGCUGUCACAGACACUGGUCGUCCACGACGUGCGGCCGCGCCCACCUUUGGUGAUUCCACUGAGGUAGAAAGCGCGCCGGUUGGCCGUCGGGGCCAGCUUGGCAAGGACGGCGAACCAGUUGAAAGAUCAUCGACUCGGCGUGGCGGACGGGGCGGAGGUACUCGCGGUGGACGGCGUGUCAAGACUGCUACUCAACCGGACUCGAAGGCCCAGGUAACAAUUCCACAGGGAAAUCUGCCCCCAAUCGUACCGCCAGCACCACUUCAUCCUGGAAGCGAGAUGGAAGUGGCCACAGAUCACAUCUUGGAAGGGUAUGAGGCUAGAGAACGAGAGCGUUCCGAAAAAGAAUCCUUGCCGCCAAUUCCGCGAGGCAGGGUGGGACGCGGGCGAGCGAAAGAAGGAGUUUAUGUCUUUGAGUCUACUGAAGUUGAACCGCCUCUGGCAACAAAACAGCUUGAGACGGGGUAUGGCUCCUUGCAACCAACGAGUUACUGGUCUGUACCGGAGCAGCGCGACUUCCCAGCUUUGCUGGGGCAUUUUGGUCGUGAUUUUGAGGGUAUCUCGGCCUGGAUGAAGACCAAGACAACGGUGAUGGUCAAAAACUUCUAUCAACGCCGCCUGGACUCGGGCCAGAAAGACUUUGAGUCGAUACUAACAGAUGCAGAGGAGAAGAAGGCUCGGGGUGAGGCCACAGGGCCGCUUCCUGUUCCAAGUGUUGCACCAAAGCGACGAUACGAGGCAACUCCGUCGUCUAUUAUCCCUCGUCCACUUGCCCCACAUGGGGAUCCUAUGGCCGAGGUCGAUGAAAUACGAUUCCCUAAAGGCAAACCUGUUGGUCUCUCGCCGCAGCCCAUGUCCCUGCAUGGACGACCUCCGUCUGACAAGGACCGGAAUGUCGGUCGUUACCAGCCACUCGCGCAAGCUUCCGCUGCUUCACCAGUACCCUCUACCGCAACUCUAAUCGAAGAGUCCACUCGGGCAAUUCGCGCCCAAGGGGGACCAUCCCACCGCAUUCAGGGCCCGCGCCUUGGGUAUUUUACAGAGGAUAGGCGAGACUCUUCGGCAUUGCCCCACGCCACUUCUCUUGCGCAAGAUCUACCGAUGUCUUCGCGCCAUUCUGGCCCGAUACCACCGGAUAUGGCACGAAUGGAACCAUUAUCCGCACAGGCCUAUAUGCCCGCACAGCAGCAAACUUCUCUCCUUUCAUCGACCCACUCACGUCAUCCCAGCUUAACACAACCCCCUGGCUCGCCAACCCAGCAGCUUAGACCAGAAGCCGACAUCUCGUCUGUUCAUCGCGACCCCUUUGCCCAAAGACCCUAUUACUCGCUCGCAGGUCAACCCAUGGGUCUAGCCCAAUCGCCUCGCCCUGGUUUGUCGCCAGUGAAGGAUGUCCCUCGCCCGAGUGCUACUCCUGCCCCCGACGCAACUCGUCAGGUGCCUGCCAAACGGUCCAACAUCAUGAGCAUCCUCAAUGAUGAACCCGAAGAGCCUCAGCCCCGCAAACGAUUUGCCAGCGAGCAGGCUCCAUCUGCACCCGGCGCAACCACAGGCAUAAACCCAAGGCCUGUAUACCAGGCGGGCGGACCCUCUCGCCAUGAAGACUCUAUUAUGUCAGGUAUGCCGCAAAAGCCUUCUGGUUACGCCCAGCAAAGCCAAUAUCAGCCAUCAUCUCGCGGGUACUCGGAGUAUCCUGGCUAUGGACCCCCUCAUGGUGGCUCGGGCACGUCGGCGAAUAAUGACUGGAUGGCACGGUUUGAUCCACGGGCGCAACAAACUCCACCGCAGCCUCAAGCUCAAUCACUGCCACCACAGCAGCAGCAGCAGCAGCAGCAGCAGCAAAGCGGCCGUCAGGGUUCCUAUUCAUCUUACGCAGCAACCCCGAGUCAAUCUUCCUUGACGAAUCUUCCCGCGCCAUCCCCAGCGCCGACUCCCCCGCCAACAAAUGCCUCCCAACGCUCAGCUUAUCCCAACGUUUUCUCGCAAGCCUCCUCUACUCAACAACCCAUGGCUUCUGGCCCCCGAGAUAUGGCCUCGCAACCGGCCUCCUAUCGACAAGGGUCACCUGGCCCGCGUUCUAGCAUGGCGUAUGCAUCGCGACAAGAUCCACCAACGCCAGCGCAGUCUUCGGCUAGCCUGUAUGGUAUGCAUCCGCGCCAGUCCGCAACGCCAAAUUCAGUACAGCCACACAGCUAUCAACAACAUGUGCAAACAAUGGUCAGUGGAUCGCAUCAGCCGCAAUCCCACCGCUCAACACCUGUCAACUUACCCGGUGCUUCUUCGCAGUACGGGCACAACACCCCUCCUCCCCAGCCACAGGCUGGCCGGUCAAUGGCAUCGCUGGCGAGCCUCGGUCGCUCAUUCACUCCUCCAUCGGCUCUACACCCCUCUAUGAGCGGCGGCACUAUGGGCAGCUAUCACCCUCCUCAGUCAUCCGCGUCUGGAUCGAUACCGCCACUCCACCAACGACCUUCAGGGUCGCUUGGUGACACUGUCUCCACGCCGACACACCAGCGUGUCUACAGCCAUGGGUCAGCUCAAGGCGGACUACCGCCGCCUUCGCAACCGCCUCGCUAG
Messenger RNA from Penicillium expansum, 6069 nucleotides. RefSeq names its product MYB DNA-binding domain protein. The transcript is spliced from 2 exons. Lineage: Eukaryota; Fungi; Ascomycota; Eurotiomycetes; Eurotiales; Aspergillaceae. The record is from RefSeq and is a predicted model, not a curated record. Gene Ontology annotation, biological process: regulation of transcription by RNA polymerase II. Gene Ontology annotation, cellular component: Set3 complex. Bases 1 to 6069 code for a protein of 2022 amino acids.